Molecule: messenger RNA, 1100 nt
Organism: Diprion similis
Lineage: Eukaryota; Metazoa; Arthropoda; Insecta; Hymenoptera; Diprionidae
Gene: Polr2M
Exons: 4
Coding region: 84-1076 (330 amino acids)
Biological process (GO): transcription elongation by RNA polymerase II
Cellular component (GO): nucleus
Molecular function (GO): transcription elongation factor activity
Source: RefSeq, a predicted model, not a curated record
AUAACCUCAAAAAGCGCGCCGAACUAACGUUUCGAUUGACAUUUAACGUCAGAAGAGAGAGGUAAGCACAAGCACAGUACAAGAUGUAUCAUGAAAAAGUAGUAAAGAAAGUUCCGGGCACGAUAUUGCCGCCUUCAAAGCGAGAGCAUCAAGGUUACAUCGAGGAUCUCUCCUCGAAGCAAAUAUUCGAAUUGGAGGAACUUUUGGAGCGGCAAAACAAGCUGUUAAGAAACGAAAAGUUCGUGGCGAAACUGCCGGACAAGGGUGCGAGGAUAAUAAAUUUCCGGGAUAAAAUACAGCGGGAAUUAGAGUCCAAGAAUGAUAUUGAGAGGGCGGCUAACCUCCUCUCGAGGCUCAACAUUGCCUCCGAAGGCAAGGAUAAGAUGAACGAACUCGAAUGGACUGGAAAGUAUACCGAGGAUCGAGGAACUGUGAGGGUUGUCCAGCUAGACAGCGACGACGAAGACGAUCCCCUGAAGAUUCUCGCUCAGCCCACAGGGAGCGGGACGCACAAGAAAAAGGUGGUGCACCUGCCACCUGAGGAAAGUCUGAUCACACCCGAUGAUUUAAAGGAGAUUGAAACUUUCGAUGACUCCGUCAGCGUUGAGCACGUUAAAUACAUUCUGGGAGUGGUCGAGAGGCCCAGGAUUGUGGGUGAAAAGCAGAAACCGGAAUCGUUCAAACCAUACAAAACAACCAGAAGUAACGUUCACGAUCCUUCGAACGAACUCAAAAGACGAAGGCAUCCGCACUGGGAAGUUACCGCCGCUACUCCACCCCCUUCGAUUCAUGGAACGAUCAAGGAAUUGAACAUAACAGAAUCUCUAACAUUGCAAAAGAAUCAGGCUGAAAAACUCCAGGAAAUUCAAACGCAGAACGCGAUCACGAAACUCGCUGAACAAUUUGCUCCGCAAAUGGGCGAUUCGGUACCGCGUAUUGUGGGAAAUCAUCGUUCAACGAUCGCGGACAGCAGUUCCUCAGAUUCCGAGGGAAAUGAGGAAGAAAACGAGGCGCGCGAUGAUGACGACGAUGACGACAAGGCUGGAACUGUCACUUUCAUGAUCGAUAGUAAUUAGCAAUAAUAAUUAACAAUAUUCAAU